AUUGGACCAUAUAUGCAUCUUGGUCUGUUUGUUUGAUUUAAAACUGGUAGAACCCUGUAGAACCUAAUUCAAUACGAAAUGUUAAAAUUACUUAUUACUGUUCCUAAUAUAAAAUAUAUUGUGCAAUUUCGAGGACUGCAUUGUACCCUGGGAAAAUGGUCAAGUUAUAAAAAGCAAGGAAAAGUUCUCAACAAAUUGAUGUAUGGCUCGGAAAAAAACAAGCGGAAAUGGUUCGGUGAGAGGAACUCCAAAACUGUUUUUCCAUCUCCAAUAUCGUUAGCAUCUACCAGAGGACAAGGACAAGAAUCAUCCAGGAGACUGACCGUCUUGAAUAAAUUAUUCAUGGAGCACAUUACCGAUUUGAUGGUCACUGGGGAGUACGCCGAAGAAUUAGUUGGAUACGGUAUACAAAUUUCCCGUGUCCGAAUCAAUACGGACUUCCACGGUGUAAACGUUUUCUGGUUCGGAAAAGAUAGUACCCAGGACAUGGAGGUUGGACGGCUUUUGAAACGCGUGGCUGGUGGUAUACGGCACGAACUUUCGCAAUUGCGGCUUAUUGGCCAAGUGCCGAAACUUGCCUUUAUGAAAGACAAAACAUAUGGACUCGGUACUGAAGUAGAUAGCGUCCUGCGCCAUUUAGAUUUUGGAAAAGAUGUAUUCACAAAUCGCACGCUGAUUGGAAAAAAUGAAUUUGAACUUCAAACCAAAUUAUCCCAUGAAGUGCGAGAGGAGAUUGGUCAAUUGGACAUUGAAACACCUAUCUUUUGGGAUGAGCCUCUGCCCAACAUGCGUCACGAUGUGCUUGGUUUAAACCACGCUUUAAUCAUUAAUAAAAUCAAACGAUCCCUAAGCAAAACAAAAGCCGCAUGGGUUCAGUACAGUAACAAAGAAAGAAGAACAAGAUAUAAAAAUGUUGAAAUCGAUUUCUCUGAAAUCUAAUAAAGACUUUAACCUAAGCGAGAUGGAAUCUGACGAAACGUUAAAAAAGAAAUAAGACCGCCAGAAAUUUGAAAGGACUUAAUAUGAGUGAAAAGCUUGAGAGCAGGAUAAUCUUGAACAUAAAGAGUGAAAUGAUAGCCUUUCGAUACAACUUUGUUGUACGAGAUAGGAUAGAUCAAAAUAAGUGACAGGCUAUAAUAUUUUUUUAAUGCUAUAAAAACGUAAUAAAUUUCCACACAGUUCCCGAUAAAAAAAAUUGUACCCAAUAUGAACUUAAUAAAAACAAAUGAAACAUAGGUAAGUGACGAUUUUUUGCAAUACAAUUUUUGCUGUUAUUUGUUAUACAA
Molecule: messenger RNA, 1286 nt
Organism: Armigeres subalbatus
Lineage: Eukaryota; Metazoa; Arthropoda; Insecta; Diptera; Culicidae
Exons: 1
Coding region: 79-939 (286 amino acids)
Biological process (GO): rRNA processing
Source: RefSeq, a predicted model, not a curated record